AUGUCUCACAACCAUAAGUACACGUCAUCAACGGCAUUUCCGGGCGUCGUCAAAGACGUCACUAUUCAAUCACACAUCCCACUGCAACUCAGGUACGGAAACAAGCUGGCCGUAGACGGAGAGAUGUCUGUGGGUGAUGUGAGUACUGUGUUCUUUUCUGUGGUCAUGGGUGCGUUUGCCAUAGGACAGGCCGUCCCUUCAGUCACCGCCUUCUCCGAGGGCACGGGCACUGCUUGGUACAUCUUCAAUGUGAUCGACCGAAAGCCCGAGAUUGACAAUAUGAGCACGGAGGGUCAAAUUCCAAAGUCGUGUAAAGGCAACAUCAAGUUCGAGGAUGUCGAUUUUAAAUAUGCAUCGCGAGAGGAGAAGAUUCUCAACAAAAUGAACUUUUCAAUCGAUGGGGGAAAGACGCUCGCCUUAGUCGGUCACAGUGGCUGCGGUAAGAGUACCUGCAUCCAGUUGCUCGAGCGUUACUACGACGUUAGCGGGGGCAAGAUCAGCGUAGACGGAGUGGAUAUUCGCGACUUGAACAUUCAGUGGUUGCGGUCACAGAUUGGUAUCGUCAGUCAAAUGCCCACUCUGUUCGCGAAGAGUAUUGGCGAGAACAUUGCCAUGGGCGCCGCUAUUGAAGAGGACGAUAUCAUUGCUUCGGCAAAGGCGGCUAACGCACACAAGUUUAUCUCCAGAUUGCCCCAAGGCUACGAUACAUUGGUGGGUGAUCGUGGCGCCCAGUUGAGUGGUGGCCAGAAACAGCGGAUCGCCAUUGCACGCGCACUGAUCCGCGAUCCCACCAUUAUGCUGUUGGAUGAAGCUACCAGUGCUCUCGAUUCCGAGAGCGAGCGCAUUGUACAGGAAGCACUGGAGAAGGCGUCUGAGGGACGAUCAACCAUUGUCAUUGCGCACAGACUGACUACGGUGCAGAAUGCAGAUGCCAUUGCCGUGGUAGAGGCGGGACAAAUUGUAGAGAUUGGUACGCACCAGGAGCUACUAGCAAAGGGUGGUGCAUACAGCGAGUUCGUGCAAUUGCAACAGAUGAAAGCAGAAGACCCCGACCCAGAAGAGGAGCAGAUGGUCGACGAAAUGUACCAUGAAGCUACCGACCCCAUGGCCAGACAGGGGAAGCGCAACAGUGUGCUAUCUAACCACUCAUCGUUCAAGCAUUCGUCCAUGAAGCGUAUAUCCACAAAACAUUCAGUUGGCGUGCGCGAACGGGUGCAGUACUUGAGGAAAGAGGGGGCCGAUCAACCUCCGGCAGUUGAUGAGAUAAAAGACGUUGAUGACGGCGUCAUAAAACGGGCUUUCCAAAUGAACGCAGACGAGUGGAAACUGAUUGCUCUUGGUCUCCUCGGUAACCUGGGCAUGGGGGCUGUGUGGCCCGGGUUUGCCAUCAUCUUCUCACAACUCAUCACGGUGAUGACUGAGCAGAACCAGGACGAUGUGAACUUCUGGUCGCUGAUGUUUGUGGCUCUGGGCGUUGCCGUGUUCUUCGUCCAAUGGCUGGCUAUUACACCUCUUGCCAUCAGCGGUGAACAACUCACUCAGAAGAUGCGUUUGGCAUCGUUCAAGGCAAUUAUGAGGCAAGAUGUUGGGUUCUUUGACGAUCGCAACAACUCCGUGGGAGUACUCACAGCCCGUCUCAGCACUGAGGCCGCUGACGUGCAGGGAGUGACUGGUAACCGUCUGGGCAGUCUGGUCAAUGUAAUCGCUACUAUGGGACUUGGGUUGACAAUCGCGUUCACGCAAUGCUGGCUGUUGGCGCUGGUGGUACUUGCCUGUGUACCGGCUAUUGGUAUCGGAGGCAUGCUGCAGAUGAAGAUGAUGACUGGCUUCCAAAAGGACGGUAACGUUAUGUUCGAGAAGGCCGGAAGCAUCGCAUCGGAAACUGUGGACUCAAUCCGAACUGUACUAGCAAUUAACGCCACUGAUGAACAGAUCGAGCAGUAUGAGGAGGAAUUGAUGGCCCCAUACAAGGCCACCGUCAAAUCCUCACAGAUUGCUGGUGUUGGUUUCGGUUUUUCCGAGUUCUGCAUGUUCGCCAUCUGGGCGUUGGCGUUCUGGUUCGGUGCGGGGUUGGUUGACGAUGGAGAGUGUAGCUUCGACCAGAUGCUGAUGGCGAUCAACGCUAUUGUAUUUGGUGCCAUGAUGCUGGGACAGGUUUCUGCUAUGAUGCCCGAUGCCGGUAAAGCAGCGAUUUCUGCUACGAAAGUGUUCCGUCUGCUUGACCGCGUGCCUCCCGUAGACAGUGAGAGCACUGAGGGCGAGUCCAUCCAGAACGUAGUAGGCAGCAUCGACUUCAAAGGACUGCAGUUCUCCUACCCCACACGCCGUGAGGUGACUGUGUUAAAAGAUCUCCACGUCAGCAUAGCGCCUGGUAAGAUCCUGGCGCUUGUUGGUGAGAGUGGAUGCGGAAAAUCCACGCUUAUCGCUUUGACGGAGCGUUUCUACCAGUUACAGGAUGGUACCAUCACCAUCGAUGGCAGGGACAUUACCAAGCUCAACAUCAUGUCUAUGCGUGAUCAGAUUGGGUUGGUCAACCAGGAGCCCGAUCUGUUCAAGACAAGCGUACGCAACAACAUUGCAUAUGGACGUAUGAAGGAGAACGACGUUCCAGUAACCGAAGAGCAGAUCAUCGAGGCGGCUAAGAUGGCCAACGCACACGAUUUCAUUAUGAAAUUACCACAAGGCUACGACACCGAUGUUGGGGACAGAGGUUCACAGCUGAGUGGAGGCCAGAGACAACGGGUGGCCAUUGCACGAGCCCUGGUGAGAAACCCGCGCAUUCUAUUAUUAGACGAGGCCACGUCCGCCCUAGACUCUCAGAGUGAAAGGUUGGUACAGGAAGCGCUCGACGUGGCUUCAAAGGGACGCACCACCAUUACAAUUGCACACAGGCUAUCGACCAUCCAGAACGCCGAUACCAUCGCGUUUGUCAAGGAAGGUGUGAUUGUGGAGAGUGGAACGUACCAGGAGCUGAUGAAGAAGGAUGGUCACUUUGCACAGUUGGUGAAGACACAGGGCCGCACGAUGUAGGAGACAGAUGAUAUGUAUGUCAUAUUAGAAUUACAGAAAGAUGACACUUGCACAGUUGGUGAAGACGCAGGGCCGCACGAUGUAGGAGACAUA
This is a messenger RNA of Sphaeroforma arctica JP610, 3123 nucleotides long. RefSeq lists its product as hypothetical. The transcript is spliced from 20 exons. Gene Ontology annotation, cellular component: membrane. Gene Ontology annotation, molecular function: ABC-type transporter activity; ATP hydrolysis activity; ATP binding. Bases 1 to 3030 code for a protein of 1009 amino acids. Lineage: Eukaryota; Ichthyosporea; Ichthyophonida. The record is from RefSeq and is a predicted model, not a curated record. Gene Ontology annotation, biological process: transmembrane transport.